This is a messenger RNA of Cyclopterus lumpus (lumpfish), 3468 nucleotides long. RefSeq names its product calcium-binding mitochondrial carrier protein SCaMC-1-like. Gene Ontology annotation, cellular component: mitochondrial inner membrane. NCBI's taxonomy places the organism in Eukaryota, Metazoa, Chordata, Actinopteri, Perciformes, Cyclopteridae. The record is from RefSeq and is a predicted model, not a curated record. Gene Ontology annotation, biological process: transmembrane transport. Gene Ontology annotation, molecular function: calcium ion binding; ATP transmembrane transporter activity. The transcript is spliced from 10 exons. Bases 373 to 1791 code for a protein of 472 amino acids.
AAAGUCACCAGAAGCAUAAACCGGAUUAUGCACACUGCUAAUCCGGGUGGGGUUAUUUAUUUCACCACUUUUCCAUUUGACCAUGUUUUCUGCUCUUCCGUAGAGGACGUCGAGUGGCUACGUAGCCUUCAUGGCUCCGCCCUCGAUAACUGCAGUUCGCCUGAAACGUCACGGACAACAGCCACCUCUGCACGGGAUAGUCUGCAAACAUACUAAAGUAGCCUUUUUUUUUUCAUCGCGAACGCCGAGCCCGCAGCUGGAUAUUUUCGCAGGGUUUAUAUGCAUGCGUUUCCAAAUGGAUAUGGAUUCAUAAUCCGAUCCUGACUGCAGGGCGACCCGUCUCUCCACCGCUGCUUCCACCUCACCACGACAAUGUAUCGGACGUUUUUACUAUCAAAUGCCCGGUGCUGGGAUGCCGACAGCACGAGGUCGUACCAGGACUUGUUUGAGAAGCUUGAUACCAAUAACGAUGGGAAGGUGGACGUCGCUGAAUUACGCGCGGGCCUCAAGGCAAUGGGCUUGUUCCGCCAGGGUGCCGCACAGAAAAUCGUGUCGUCCGGUGACCAGAACAACGAUGGGAGCCUCGACUUCAAGGAGUUCAGCAAAUAUCUGAAGGAGCACGAGAAGAAGCUGCGGCUGACGUUCAAGAGCCUCGACAGAAACAACGACGGGCGCAUUGAUGCCUCGGAGAUCCAGCAGUCCCUCGCAGAGCUGGGCAUGGAUGUCAGCAGAGAGAAUGCCUUGAAAAUAUUGCAGAGUAUGGACAUUGAUGGGACCAUGAUGGUGGACUGGAAUGAGUGGAGAGAACACUUCCUGUUCUGCCCUGCUCACAACCUGGAAGAGAUUAUACGCUACUGGAAACACUCAACGGUGCUGGACAUAGGGGACAGUCUGGCCAUCCCAGAUGAAUUCACAGAGGAGGAGAAGAGCACAAGUGUCUGGUGGAAGCAGCUUGCUUCAGGUGCAGUGGCGGGGGCCGUCUCUCGCACUGGUACCGCCCCUCUGGACAGAAUGAAGGUCUUCAUGCAGGUUCAUUCUUCUAAGACCAACCGGAUAAGCCUGGUAGGGGGCUUCAAGCAGAUGAUCCUAGAGGGAGGCCUAACUUCACUGUGGAGGGGAAAUGGGAUCAACGUCUUAAAGAUUGCGCCUGAAACCGCAAUCAAAUUCAUGGCAUAUGAACAAUUUAAGAAGUUGUUAUCCUCAGAAGGCAAGAAGAUUGAGACACACAAGAGGUUCAUGGCUGGCUCUCUGGCCGGGGCCACAGCACAGACAGCCAUCUACCCAAUGGAGGUAUUAAAAACCAGACUGACGCUGGGAAAAACUGGCCAGUAUUUAGGAAUGUUUGAUUGUGCCAAGAAGAUCCUGAGGAAGGAGGGACUCAAAGCUUUCUACAAGGGCUACAUUCCAAACCUAGUGGGCAUCAUUCCCUACGCUGGGAUAGACCUUGCUGUUUAUGAGACUCUGAAGAACACGUGGUUGUCGCACCACGCCAAAGACUCGGCCAACCCUGGAGUUCUGGUGUUGGUGGCCUGCGGGACCAUGUCCAGCACCUGUGGCCAGCUGGCCAGCUAUCCACUCGCGCUUGUGCGCACACGGAUGCAGGCACGAGCGUCUCUGGACGCAUCAGACCAGCCCUCCAUGAGCAGUCUGAUGAAGAAGAUAGUAGCCAAAGACGGCUUUUUCGGACUCUACCGGGGCAUCCUGCCAAACUUCAUGAAAGUCAUUCCUGCUGUCAGCAUCAGUUAUGUGGUUUACGAAUACAUGAAGACCAGCUUAGGAAUUUCCAAAUGAUGCUGCAAGCAAAUGAAAAAGAACAUUUAUUUGUCAGACUUGAACAUGCUUGAAAUACCUCCUAAGAAACGACAGACAUCAAACAUACAGAGCAUGACUUCCACCAGCUGGCAAAGACGUUCAGUGGAUGGAAAACUGUUUGUUUCCCUCUUAGGGUCAUCUGUCAGUAGCUAAAGCAUUUAUCGUUCCUGCUGAGCAUGCUUUAAUUUGUAUCCUAUUGUUCUACGUAACACACUCACAAAAUAUGUACACUGUCCAAAAAAAGAUUUUACAUAAAGAUGGUAUUGUACUAAAUACAUACAUAAAAUACUACAGACAUAUUUUGUUUAGUAAAAGCUGGAGCUUAUUCAAAGGAGAUACACAGCAGAGUUAAUGGCCUUAUUUUAAGGUAAAAUGACACUACACUAGAUUAAAUGUUGAAGUCAACACCCUUUAGAGGUAGUUUAACUUGUAAACACCUAUAGUGACAUCAGCUCCAGUCAGCAGCUGGCAACUAAAAAUAACUGGCCUUGAGAAAUCAAUAACUUGUUAACACUGGAGUUCUGUGUGCAUGAAGACAAAUGUGUCUUGUGCAAUGCGAAAAUUACAAAUUCUGUGUUAUUUGAUAAUCAUUUAAAUGUGCCUUACAGCCACUUAAUGUGAACUAUCUGACAUCACAGAUGUGUUUUUUUACUACAUAUAUAUACUGCAUCUAUGUACUGUGUGUAUAUAUAUAUAUAUUUAUAUCUUUGUUUUUAGUUAUGAUUAUUUACUAGUUUUGAUGAUGGUUACUACUAUGUAACAUGGUAACUCUUUAAAACAGUAAUAACUCAUCAUUGGACUUGCAAGGAGCUUGUUUUUGUCUUGUUUCACUUCUCAUUUUACCACAGCAAGUGCUUCACAACCAAACACACAUUUACACUCUCACAAGCGGAUACUGUUUCCUUUAACAUUGGGCGACUUGUUCUUCCACACAGCCUAUUGUCUUUAUUUAAUGUUAAUUUAAUGGGGAUUUUAAGAAACGGAAACUGGUCUUGAUUUGAUCAUUUUUAGCCUGAACAUGUGGAAACUUCUCUUUAGUUUAAGAUAGUCUUUCCUGGAAGCAAAUGGCUUAGUGGUGUAAAGUUCACCUCUUCGGGGUGGGGAUCACUGAUGUGUGUUAACAGCUCCACCUAGUGGCUAAUAAUAUACAAAAAACAAAACUGAAGGUUUUGCUCAGUUGAAUAAUAACAACACAAGUACGAGACCAUAAUAGAAUUUUAGAAUAGAUAGAAAUGUAUAAUAGAUACUACCUGGUCUAACACAAAUGAGCCAGACUAAAUGGGCAGCGGUAGAGGUCAGAUAUAUUAGUGGAACAAAGCAGGCAAAAUACAGACUAAGUAGAAUAACUAAGACCAAGAAAAUGAGUCCAUCAUCUUUGUCUGUGAUUUGGGCUCUGGCUUUUGUUUCGAGCAUCUUGUCCAUCUCAAGUUCGAACAAUUGUUUCAAUUUGCUUUCAUCAUAACACAAAAGGGAUCUGGAGAAUUAUUUAAGAUUCAGUAGCUUUCUAAAAAAUAAGCCCACCAAAAUGGUUUUAUAUCUUAAUCAAAUAAAUUAAGCUGGUGAAAUGAUUCUGGGAAUGACUAUUUCUUGCAGUGUGCAGGUUACAAUAAUAUAGGUUUAUAUUAGAGCCCUCCCUGUCGCAAAAUAAGCUACAAG